CGUAGCCUACCGCCGCAGUUCACCCGUGCCUCUCCAUCUGAUCUCUCCUCUCCGUUGCAGAAUUCCCCGCCUCCCGUUGCUUCAAUUUGCGCACCGCGACCUUUAGCAGUGCUACGGAUUAAUCAGCGGCUCAUAGACUGUGAACCGGACUGUCCACAAGUGUAGGAUUUAUUAGUCACGGAAAACACUUCGCACUGAAAACGAGUAGGGUGAAUGAUGACCAACCCUAUGUCCCGGUGUCUGGCUCACGGUUCCUAAAGAAGUCCUCUCAAGGAUGCUGCCUUCGAAGCGAAUCGAACGACAACCCCGGGCCUCGCUUCUGCCCGGGGUUCUCCUGUGUGUCAUUCUCGCCACUGUCAGUGCAAGUAUGCCAGCUAGGGAGAAGUGCCCGGACCACAUAGACUGUGCCCGCGAGGGGCGGCACUUCUGCAAACCUGGCACAUCCUACUGUGGCCCGUGUCUCAAUCCAUUGGACGAGAACGAGGAAGGAUUGUGCGUGGCAAGGAAGAGCCGCCGUCACCAUGGUAAAGUCACAUCCUUCUCUGAUCUAGAUGAAGAGAUUGACUUCCUUCACUCUGUCAUUGCCAAACAGGAAGUGUCUGAGAUCAAACAAUCAGACACCCGCUCCAAGGCAGCUAGGACUCAGACAGAGGCUGCCAGAAUGAGAGGCCAGGUCCAACCCUCGGCGGGGCAGCCCAACACCACCCAGCCCUCCAUUCAUACCUCCCAUCCUGCCACCGGUGCUCUGGGGAGGGUUGGAGAGGGAGGACCUGAUGGCCUCAUAGCCGUCCCAUACACCUCCAAGGACAGUCUCCUCGUCAUUAUGAUCUCUGUGUGUGUCAUUGUUGGUGCCGGGGGCCUGAUCUUGGCUACACUUUUCUGGGUCAGGCUGCAGAAGGAAUCCCGUCUGGCCCAGAAGAUAGAUUACCCUGCAUUUGGAAGCCAUGGGAAUGGAACAGCCAACAGGACUUCAUCGGGGGAUAAGAAGUUGGCCCAGAGUGCUCAGAUGUACCACUACCAGCAUCAGAAACAGCAGAUGCUAUCCAUGGAAAAUCAUAAAUCGGAACCGAAGGUCGCUGACUCAGAAGUCACAUCAGAUGAGGAGGAAGUGGACGGAGACUUCACUGUGUACGAGUGCCCUGGACUGGCACCGACUGGAGAGAUGGAAGUGAAAAAUCCUUUGUUUAACGACUCUACCCUACACUACCAGGGGAAUCCCAAGUGAACCCCAUAGAUUUUCAUGCCUGCACACACACACACACGCCAUUUCUUGUACUCUGGAAAAAGAGCACGUGAACUCUCCGAUCUCAGAA
Molecule: messenger RNA, 1313 nt
Organism: Salvelinus fontinalis (brook trout)
Lineage: Eukaryota; Metazoa; Chordata; Actinopteri; Salmoniformes; Salmonidae
Product: neural proliferation differentiation and control protein 1-like
Exons: 9
Coding region: 275-1225 (316 amino acids)
Cellular component (GO): membrane
Source: RefSeq, a predicted model, not a curated record